AUGGCGAACGACGCGAGGGCAACGUUCAUAUCGGAAUUAUUGAAUAAAUGGAUAAAUGCAAGGGGUGAUCCGGCGUACACCGGAAUGCAGGACCUUCUGUGGGUUGAGUUGAAAAAAGCCUUCGAAGACAUGAUGGAAAAUAUAAACGACGAUGCAGAGGAUGAGAAACCAAUGUGUGCCAAGAGGAUUGCAAAUGGCAAAUCCACAUCAUGGGGGAACACGGAAAAAAAGUUAUGUAAAAUAUUAAUAAGGUUAUAUUCUUGGAUGGAUGGAUUAGAGCGAAAACCGAACUGGGGUGAACGAGGGAAGUUGCGAUGGAAAAAAAAAGAGAAGAAGGGAGUGCAGGGAGUGAAAGAAAGGGAAGAGGAGAAACUACAAUUUUAUUUUAGAUGUCUAGUUGGUAAGGUUACCAUGUUAAGGAUGCUAGCACCACAUUGUAAGUUCGACGAAGUAGCAGAAACAGUUAAAAAGGGUAUGGAAACAAUGAGGAAAGAGAAGGGUAUUUCAGGUGGGAAUGAAUUAUGUAAGGAUUUGGAUGUCGAAAAUUUCAUAUGGGGAGGAAGAUUCAUAUGGAAUGAAGCUCAGCAAUGGGUAAAUCAAUAUAGCAGAUUGGGAGAUCAAACGAAAGGAAUAAGUAAAGUGGACCCAGGCAAUAGUACUUUACACAAAAUAAAAGUGGUAGGGGACGCAUGCCGGAAAACAGAGCAAAAAAAGGAAAUUAAGAAAGAAACUCUGAACAAAUUAGAAAUAGAAGUCACCAAUGGGAAAGACUUAAAUCUAGGGGAAAACGAUGUAACGUUCAAUAAGGAGGCUUUAGAGGAUUUAGUGAAGGAGGUCAAGCAUGUAGUGGAUACGGAGAGAGCAGGAAGGAAGGAUGUCCAAAGGGAGGACAGAAUAGAUGAGAAAUUGAAGGGAAGAGUGCAGGAAGCUGUGAAUAAAUUCAUGGAGGAUGCCCUACCAAAACAACAAGGUAAGUAG
Molecule: messenger RNA, 978 nt
Organism: Plasmodium coatneyi
Lineage: Eukaryota; Apicomplexa; Aconoidasida; Haemosporida; Plasmodiidae
Exons: 2
Coding region: 1-978 (325 amino acids)
Source: RefSeq, a predicted model, not a curated record